AUGGCUUCCGAGUCGCCCGACGAGACGGUCGUGGGCAUUGUCCUUCGACUCCUGCCUCCAAUCACUCUGCUGAUAUUGGCUUACCACGUGCUGGGUCGCCUAGAGGAGUACUGGCGCUUGAGGCAUUUUAGUGGUCCAGCUACGACAGGAAUAUCCUGGUGGUGGCACUCCAGAGCUGUCCUUUCUGGAAGGUCUCACGAGUUCUAUGGGCACGUAACGGAGAAAUAUGGACCGAUCGCACGAGUGGCUCCGAACCACCUUAUCACAAGUGACGCCGAGUUCUGGGCAAAGAUCAACGCAUACUCGGGCAAAGAGAAUCCCACACUGGAGCCAUCCAUUGACACCCACGUAAAAGAGCUGGUAGAUCUUGUGGGCAAAUAUGCAGCAUCUCAAGCUUCGAAUAAACCAUCGAAGUCCAUGGACUUAGCUAAGAAGAUUCCAUACUUUACUCUGGACGUAAUUAGCCAUGUCGGCCUGGGCGAAUCCUUUGGAGAUCUGCUCGCUGACAACGACCAAAUGGAUUACCUGAAAGCCUCAGAAGAAGGACUGAAGAUCGGCAACACCGCGUUUGCAAUGGGAUUUGGCUGGCUUCGCAACGCAGUAAUUAUUGGCCGAGCCAUCAGCCCUUCUGAGCAAGACCAAACUGGCUUUGGCAAGAUGAUGGCGGAGGCGCGCAAAAUUGUCGAUGCGCGUAGACUCAAGUCCACAGAGGCCAAGUCAGAUAUGCUUGCAUCGUUCAUUCGCAAUGGUGUCUCUGGCGAUGACCUCUUCCAAGAAGCUUUCGAACAGAUCAUUGCUGGCUCAGACACAACAGCAGCCGCGAUUCGAAUCAUCAUGUUAUACAUCAUUACUCACCCGCGUGUCUACCGGAAAUUACAACUUGAGAUCGAUGAGGCCGUCAAGUCGGGUGUGGCGCCGGAGUCGGGUGUCGUCUCAGACGCAGAGGCACGCAAACUACCAUAUCUCGGGGCCAUCGUGCGUGAGGGUAUGCGUGUCCACCCACCAGUCGUCAACCUCUUCUCUCGGAUUACACCCGCGUCAGGCGAUGUUGUCACGAUUUCGGGGAAAGAAUAUCAUAUCCCAGGCGGCACUCUCAUCGGAUACUCGGCAUGGUCUAUGCAUCGUAACAACACUUCCCUUUACGGACCUGACGCCUACAUCUUUCGUCCAGAACGCUGGCUCGUUGAAGAUGCCGACAAGCUCACCAAGAUGACCAAGACCAAUGACAUGGUCUUUGGUUACGGGAGGUGGGUGUGUCUCGGCAGGAACAUUGCGUUGAUUGAGGUUCACAAAGCUGUGUUUGAGCUCUUUCGACAUUUUGAUUUUGCGUUGACCGAUCCGACGAAACCAUGGGAGACACAUAACAGCCUCGGCCUUUUUGAGAUCAGGAAUAUGUGGGUAGACGUCACGUCUAGAGAGUAA
Molecule: messenger RNA, 1422 nt
Organism: Parastagonospora nodorum SN15
Lineage: Eukaryota; Fungi; Ascomycota; Dothideomycetes; Pleosporales; Phaeosphaeriaceae
Exons: 4
Coding region: 1-1422 (473 amino acids)
Molecular function (GO): monooxygenase activity; oxidoreductase activity, acting on paired donors, with incorporation or reduction of molecular oxygen; iron ion binding
Source: RefSeq, a predicted model, not a curated record